AUGCAGAGUGGUAGUGAGGAAAAAAUAGCGCGAAGUUCAAACUGGUUUCAGGGAAAUUUUAGACUGGGGAGGACUAGUAGCGUAGGGGACAUUGAGGGAAUAGAGACAGGGGCUAAAAGAAAAAAUAGGGAGCAAGAGGGAGAGGAGAGUCUCACAAAAGGAAAAGGGGAUAGGGAUAUAAUAAAAAAAAGCAGGCUUCAGUUCAGACAGAGCACAAAAGAAAAGGUUCUGGAAACUGGGGGAAUGGAAACGCUUAUGAAAAAGUUGGAGGACUUGGAUAACAGAAUCAAACUCAAAUGUAAAAACGUUAGUGAUGAAGUAGGGGUACUGAGGUUAGAAGGAAAAAAGGAAAGGGAAGAGAUGAAGAAAUGGUGGGAAGAGGAGAAGAAAUACAUGAGAGAAAAGAUUGAUGGGUUAGAGGACAGAAUCAACGAACUGGAGAAGGACAAUAGUGAGAAGCGGAAAAAAAAAGAAAGAGAGGCAAGAAGAAAAAAUGUGAUAGUAAAGGGAAUUGUUUUUAAAGAAGGUGCGGAUUGGAAAGGUGAAAUUGAAAAAAUUUGGAAUGAGAUGGAGAUCGUAGGGGGAAAAAAGACCUACAAAAGGAUUGGUGGAGUAGACAAGGAAGGAAAAGGACUGGUGUUGGUGGAACUUGAAGGGUUAGACAGGAAAAGAGAGAUGAUGACGGCUAAAAACAAGCUAAAAGGGGAAAAAGACGACCUGACUUUCGAGGAGAGGAGGAUAAGGAGGAUUAUUCUGCAAGAAGCGGUAAAAGAAAGGAACUGCGGUAACAAUGUAAAAGUGGGCUAUAUGAAAAUGUGGGUAAAUAGACCAUUGAGGUUAUGGGAUGAGGCAAAAGGAUGUUGGAAAAAGUUACAGGGAAACGAGUAA
Cotesia congregata is the source of this 888-nucleotide messenger RNA. The record is from the annotation of a GenBank genome assembly. NCBI's taxonomy places the organism in Eukaryota, Metazoa, Arthropoda, Insecta, Hymenoptera, Braconidae.